AUGAAGCUCACCUCGGCUCAUUUGCUGCUCACGGGAGCCGUUGAGCUCUGCGGCGCCCUCCCUCACUACGACAGCCCCCAGCAGCGGCUCGCCAAGGGCCUCUCGCUGACGGGCAAAUACGCCAAAGACAAUCCUUACACUCCGGACUACAGCGAUCCUCACGACCAUGCCAUUGACGCCGUUGGCAAAGGCCUCGAUCCCCGGCCGUGGCGCAACGGCAACGGCGCUACCGUCCUCGGCCCAUACAACCGCGACCGGUCGCGCCAGAGCCCCGACAUGAUCCGGCCGCCAAGUACAGACCAUGGCAACAUUCCGAACAUGCGAUGGAGCUACACGGAUUCCCAUGUGCGGAUUGAGGAGGGCGGAUGGACAAGGCAAACCACGGUUCGUGAGCUUCCCACCAGCAUCGAGCUUGCCGGCGUCAACAUGCGCCUGGACACCGGCGUCAUCCGCGAGCUGCACUGGCACAAGGAAGCCGAGUGGGCGUACGUGCUCGAGGGCGAGGUCCGCGUCACGGCCCUAGACUACGAGGGCGGCAACUUCAUGGAAGACCUGAAGAAGGGCGACCUGUGGUACUUUCCCAGCGGCGUGCCUCAUUCUCUGCAGGGCCUGGGUGAGAACGGCACCGAGUUUCUGCUCAUCUUUGACGACGGCCGCUUCUCUGAGGAAUCUACCUUUAUCCUGACCGACUGGCUAGCACACACGCCCAAGUCCGUCAUUGCCAAAAACUUCAGGCUCGACCCCCAAGUGUUUGCCCACCUCCCCGCCGGCGAAAAGUACAUCUUCCAGGGCUCGCAGCCCGGCGCCAUUGACCAGGAGCGCCCGUCGGGCAAGCACGUCAAGAAGUCGCGGUACCAGUUCACGCACCGGAUGCUGGACCAGGAGCCCAAGCAGACGUCGGGCGGGCUCGUCCGCAUCACCGACUCGACCAACUUCCCCAUCGCGCAGACGGUGGCGGCGGCGCACGUCAUCAUCGAGCCCGGGGCGCUGCGCGAGAUGCACUGGCACCCGACGGCCGACGAGUGGUCCUUCUUCAUCCGCGGCCGCGCGCGCGUGACCGUCUUCGCGGCCGAGGGCAACGCGCGCACCUUUGACUACGUCCCCGGCGACGUGGGCAUCGUGCCCAAGAACAUGGGCCACUUUGUCGAGAACAUUGGCGACGAGCCCGUCGAGAUGCUCGAGGUCUUUCGCGCCGACAAGUUUAGAGACUUUUCCCUGUUCCAGUGGAUGGGCGAGACGCCGCGGCGCAUGGUGGUCGACCACUUGUUUGCCGGCGACGAGGACAACGGCCGCAAGUUUUGGGACGCGGUUAGGGACGCGGAGAAGGACGAGGUCAAGCAGCCGGGGGAUGUGGAUGACGACGCCGCGGAGGAGUAG
Metarhizium brunneum ARSEF 3297 is the source of this 1377-nucleotide messenger RNA. RefSeq names its product Oxalate decarboxylase OxdC (gene oxdC). The record is from RefSeq and is a predicted model, not a curated record. Gene Ontology annotation, cellular component: outer membrane-bounded periplasmic space. NCBI's taxonomy places the organism in Eukaryota, Fungi, Ascomycota, Sordariomycetes, Hypocreales, Clavicipitaceae. Gene Ontology annotation, biological process: oxalate metabolic process.